This is a messenger RNA of Cervus elaphus (red deer), 930 nucleotides long. RefSeq names its product olfactory receptor 4X1. The transcript has a single exon. Gene Ontology annotation, cellular component: membrane. NCBI's taxonomy places the organism in Eukaryota, Metazoa, Chordata, Mammalia, Artiodactyla, Cervidae. Bases 1 to 930 code for a protein of 309 amino acids. The record is from RefSeq and is a predicted model, not a curated record. Gene Ontology annotation, biological process: G protein-coupled receptor signaling pathway. Gene Ontology annotation, molecular function: olfactory receptor activity; G protein-coupled receptor activity.
AUGGCUGCUACAAGCAAUGUGACUGAAAUCAUUUUCUUGGGAUUCUCCCAGAACCGGGAUGCCCAGAAGGUCAUUUCUGUGCUGUUUCUCCUCUUAUACGUGGCCAUCCUCCUGGGUAAUGGUCUCAUUGUGGUGACCAUCAAGGCCGGCAAAGGGCUCACCUCCCCCAUGUAUUUAUUCCUCAGCUACUUGUCCUUUGUGGAGAUCUGCUACUGUUCUGUCACAGCCCCCAAACUCAUCCUGGACUCUUUUAUGGAGAGGAGAGUCAUUUCCCUCAAGGGCUGCAUCACACAGAUAUUUUUCCUCCAUUUCUUUGGUGGCACCGAGAUCUUUCUCCUGACGGUGAUGGCCUACGACCGCUACGUGGCCAUCUGCAAGCCCCUGCACUACACGGUUGUCAUGAACCGAAGGGUGUGUGGCCUCCUGCUGGGGGCGGCGUGGGGUGGGGGCUUGCUGCACUCGGUCGGGCAAACCUUCCUCAUUUUCCAGCUGCCCUUGUGUGGCCCCAAGGUCCUUGACCACUACUUCUGUGAUGUGCACCCGCUGCUGAAGCUGGCCUGCUCAGACGCCGUCCUCGUCGGCGUGCUAAUCGUCGCCAAUGGCGGCUCCAUCUCCGUGGUCAGCUUCACGGGGCUGCUUGCUUCCUACGCGGUCAUCCUGCGCGCCCUGAGGACCCAGACCUCAGAAGGCCGGCGCAAGGCCCUCUCCACCUGCGCCUCGCACCUUGCGGUCGUGGCCCUGUUCUUCGUUCCUUGCUCCUUUGUCUACAUGAGGCCCUGCAUCACCCUCCCUGUAGACAAAAUAAUCGCUGUGUUUUACACGGUGGUCACACCUCUCUUAAACCCCGUCAUUUACUCAUUCAGGAAUGCUGAAGUGAAAAACGCCCUGAGGAGACUGAUGCGGAGGAAAGGGAGUGGGGAAGAGAAAUAG